AUGGCUUCAGUUGCCUGUGACGCUUUAAAAUUGGCUACAAAUGCCUGUGAAGGUGAAGGUGAAGGUGAAGGUGAAGGUGAAGGUGAAGGUGAAGGUGAAGGUGAAGGUGAAGACGAAGACGAAGACGAAGACGAAGACGAAGACGAAGACGAAGACGAAGACGAAGACGAAGACGAAGACGAAGACGAAGACGAAGAUGAAGAUGAGGAACAAACGAAGGAGACGAUAAAGCCUUUAGCACUAAAUCACGAAAAUCACAUCUAUCAGAAACGUACUAGCGGCAUAUAUAAAACAAAUUAA
Anthonomus grandis grandis is the source of this 300-nucleotide messenger RNA. RefSeq lists its product as uncharacterized. The record is from RefSeq and is a predicted model, not a curated record. Lineage: Eukaryota; Metazoa; Arthropoda; Insecta; Coleoptera; Curculionidae. The coding region runs from base 1 to 300 and encodes 99 amino acids. The transcript has 2 exons.